ACAAAGAACAAGAACACCAGAGAGUAUCUGUGGAAUUAAACCCAAAGACUAUGAAUGGAGUAGAACAGCAUGAGUCUCUUCAGUCAUCAGUUCAACUCCAGUGUAACCUAGGCAGGCCAAAGUCAAAGUCUUCCUCAGUUAAAUCAUCCAAUGCUACAACCCAACUUGAAACAAAGACAGAUGAUUCGGUCAAAAAAAGAGGGCCGAACAUUGAAAAAUCAGUAAAAGACUUGCAGCGUUGCACUGUUUCUCUAACCAGAUAUCGUAUGAUGAUCAAAGAGGAAGUGGAUAAUUCAGUGAAGAAGAUCAAAGCUGCUUUUGCAGAAUUACACAGCUGCAUCGUAGACAAAGAAGUGUCAUUAAUGGCAGAAAUUGAUAAAGUAAAAGAAGAAGCCAUGGAAAUCCUGACUGCUCGGCAGAAGAAAGCUGAGGAGCUGAAGAGACUGACGGACCUAGCCAGUCAGAUGGCCGAAGCACAACUGUCUGAACUCAGGGCUGAGAUUAAGCACUUUGUGAGUGAGCGGAAAUAUGAUGAAGAGCUGGGCAGGUCUGCCCGAUUUUCCUGUGAUACAGAACAGCUGAAGACCCAAAUUCAGCUCUGUGGAGAAAUUUCUCAUCCAAAGAACAACUAUUCCUCAAGAACACCAUGUAGUUCAGUGCUGUCUUCAAUGACCUCGCAUGCAACAACUGGCAAGCAAAAUACACACACACGAAAGUCCUCUACUAACGCCAAGAACUCUGACAAUAAAACAGCCAGCACUAAAGUACAAAGUCAUCUUUCUGCCAAUGUUACAGAAUCUUCUUCCCAAGGAAUCCCAACAAAUAAGCAGAAUGGGCCUUCUAGCCAGAGACGAAGAUUCAACCCCCAGCACCAAAACAUCCGGCUCAAUGGAUCCAUUAAGUCACAAGGUGCCAGUAAUGAGGCAGAUCAAAAUAAUCUAAAGAGCAGUUCCAAGUCUGAACACAGAAGACAGCAGCAUAACAGCUUCAGAUCUAAAAAUAAAGGAGCUAUGAAAAAUCAAGAGCCAUCCACAACUACAAGGACCACAGAGAAUCCAACACAUUCAGAAAAGACCCGACGAAAGCAUCCUACACCAGACACCGCAGAUCACAGGCCUUUCCAAGGCAGUGUUGGCAGGGUGUCACAAUGCAACUUAUGCCCUGCAAGGAUGGAGGUCUCCGCUGACGCCACUGUUCUUUCAGUGCCCGCUGUGACUUUGGUGGCUUAAAAUGCCAAGGUGACGGCAGGCAAAGAAAUUCAAUGUCUUCAUUUUAGUUUCUUGCUUGACAUGCUUGUGGGUGAAGAAAAUAAGUCAGAACAUAGUCAUUUUAAAUCUGUUGCUGCUUAAAACUUGUUGGUAUCUUUAUUACUAAUUAUCACAAUUAAUUCAUACUUUCGGGGCUUUGCCAAAUACAUUCACAGUUAUUUUGUCAAGACACUACAGAAUCUUACCAAAGCAGCGUUUACUUCUUAGAAAAUGAGUUCUAGAUUGGAAAAAUAAAUUGCUAAUGAAAUUCAUAAUAGCAAAAACCUGUUGUAGAUAUGUGGUUAUACCAGUCAUCAUUAUUGGUUUUUAGAGCAGCCUGUGUUAGAAGGAUCCCAGGAAGUCUGUAUGCCGUGGUCUGCAAUGAAAUCAGAUAAUCCUGUAGAAUUUUUCAGCAAAUAUCUAUAACCCUCUUUCUUUCUGUGCGUGCAUACAUGUACAUGCAUGCACACUGUAUACACAGAGAGUAUUGUUAUAUACAAGAAGAUUUGAAAAAGCAACACAUUUGAUUUUAGCUUAUUAUUCCAU
Molecule: messenger RNA, 1793 nt
Organism: Tauraco erythrolophus (red-crested turaco)
Lineage: Eukaryota; Metazoa; Chordata; Aves; Musophagiformes; Musophagidae
Source: RefSeq, a predicted model, not a curated record